Polyodon spathula (Mississippi paddlefish) is the source of this 1809-nucleotide messenger RNA. Its product is annotated as ras-related protein Rab-23-like. The transcript has 7 exons. Lineage: Eukaryota; Metazoa; Chordata; Actinopteri; Acipenseriformes; Polyodontidae. Gene Ontology annotation, molecular function: GTP binding; GTPase activity. The record is from RefSeq and is a predicted model, not a curated record. The coding region runs from base 428 to 1138 and encodes 236 amino acids.
UCAGGUACCGUAGAUACAAGUCAAGCUGGUAUGCGUAGUUUUCUGAUGAGAACAACGUAAACGUUAUUUUUUUUUUUUUUUAAACAGACGUUUGUACUUCAUGUUUUUAGUUUGUCAUUGUAAAACAGUGUUGUAGUUUUUUUCAUUGAUGCAGGUUUAAUUCUAAUUUGUACUAUUACCGUAAUCACAUCUGCUACCACUACAGCACACGUCGGGAGAGCCAAGUGUGGUCAAGCCCUGUGAGAGUCGAAACAAAACGGCUCCAUCAUUUAUCAGACUGAUCAAGCGAUUUUGGGAGGAACUGGAUUCAUAUCUUCGUUUGUGUAAGCAAGGGGGUAGUGUUGAAGUAUUUGCCUCAAACAUCAUCAAGUGAAGAAACCCAACCUUGCCAAGGCCUGCCUGUGAGAGAAACUUGAAGCUUGCAGUCAUGUUGGAGGAGGAUAUGGAGGUGGCCAUCAAGGUGGUGGUUGUAGGAAAUGGCGCUGUUGGAAAAUCCAGUAUGAUACAACGCUAUUGCAAGGGCAUUUUCACAAAAGAUUACAAGAAGACCAUUGGUGUGGAUUUUCUUGAAAGGCAAAUUCAAGUUAACAAUGAAGACGUCAGGUUGAUGCUCUGGGACACUGCAGGGCAGGAGGAGUUUGAUGCAAUAACAAAGGCCUAUUAUAGAGGUGCGCAAGCCUGUGUUCUAGUGUUCUCUACCACUGACAGGGAUUCCUUUGAAGCGAUCCCCAGCUGGAGAGAAAAGGUGGAAGCUGAAGUGGGAGACAUCCCCACAGUGCUAGUGCAGAAUAAAAUUGAUUUGCUGGAUGACUCCGUAAUAAAAAAUGAGGAAGCAGAGGGCUUAGCAAAGAAGCUAAAAUUAAGAUUUUAUCGUGCUUCUGUGAAAGAGGACCUGAAUGUAAAUGAAGUGUUUAAGUAUCUAGCUGAUAAAUACCUUCUGAGACUCAAGCAACAAACCGCAGAGGAGCCAGAACUAGUUUGUACAACCAGCAAUAAAAUUGGAGUUUUUAAUACAGCUGGUGGAAGUCACUCUGGUCAGAAUUCUAGCAAUCAUAAUGGUGAAGUCAUCAGUCUUCAGCCAAAUAAACAGAGGACCAAGAAAAACAAAAGCCCAUUCAGCAGUUGCAGCAUUCCCUAGCAGAUGCUUUUCAGUUCUGCCUCUUUGUUUAAGAUUGUGCAGUUGUUCAAACCAUCAAUGGAUAGUCUCCGAGCUGCUUUCUGGGUGAACAGAUUGUGGACAAAAUGACUUUCUGUUGCGCAUUUUUUGCUGAAAGACUUAACAAGCUUUAAGUGUAACCCCCCCCUCUCCACACUCACACACACACACACACACACACACACACACACACACACAUACUUGGCAGGUGCCACUUGCUGAAAGAUACGCUGUAAUAUCUGCACUGCACCUUUGUCUUUUGUAAGUGCUAACGAAAUGUACAUUUUAUAUAUUUUUAUGAUCAACAUUCCAUACUCUUGCUAAAUAUGAAAUAUACAAACGUGGUACAGUGUAUAUGUAACAUUAUUCAAAGAUACAGCUUCUGACAACAGAAUGGCACAGUAGACCCUUACACGCACAUUUUAUAGAUGCGUACUGCUACAUACAAAACUUAACUAAAAUACCAUCUGUGCAUUUUACUGUGAAAUAGAGCUUUUUGAUAAAGGUAUGCAUUGAGACUGUUUGUUUGGUUCUGAACAUUCUUUUACUAAAUUUGACUACAUUUUUUGAUAUUCUGUGGAUAGACAUUACAUAUACAAUCCCCCUGUUAACGUUAAGAAGAUCAAGUGCUAUUGUUUGUUUUGAAUUUUAUA